Cherax quadricarinatus is the source of this 1144-nucleotide messenger RNA. The record is from RefSeq and is a predicted model, not a curated record. Lineage: Eukaryota; Metazoa; Arthropoda; Malacostraca; Decapoda; Parastacidae.
UGUUUUGAAGACAACUUCUACACUUCAAAGAAACAAAUGAAAGAAGAAAUUGACUUCAGGAUAACAGUUAAUGAGAAGACAGUGACAUCAUUAAGAAUUCCAGAAACUGGAUAAAGAAAUGCAAAUUCUCUUACCAAAUUUUCCCUGAUAUAGUGGUGGUGUUUGUUAAAAUCUUCGAUUUAGACUUAUUAAUAUAUAAUAAUGAACAAGUGACAACUGGACAAUUUUCAGUUUCAUUCAAGAUAAAUAACAGUUGGGUUAAAAGAAAAAUAUAUCUCUUUUUGUUAAUUACAGAAAAUACUAAGUUCUAAAAAAUACCUAUUGUAAACUAUAUAAAUUAUAGAGUCAAUGAGUGUAUAUAGGCUUCUAAGAAGAUGGGUAAAUAUAAAUUAAAGUCUCAAGGAGUUAUUGAGGCUUCAUGUUACUUGUCGACCUGUCAAGAAUUCCUCAGGUCUUAAAAUUAGAUUAAAAUAAACAGUGUCUACCCAGUGUAUAUAUUCUUCUUGAUUUCAAGCAGGUUAGAUGAGACAUAAAAAUAAGAACAAGUCUCACUUGGAACCAGGAAACAAUCAUUAAUAUUCCUUAAAACAGGAACAUGAGAUGCUCGAAAUGUUAAUUAUAAACCUUAGAUAAAUAAAAAAGAAUAGAAAUAUGAAUUGAUACUAUAACAAAAAUCAGGUUUAAGUAAAUGAAGAGGAAUCAAAGAAAUUCUAUUACAGUGGAAGUGAAACGGGAUGAAGUGAGUUAUGUUGGUGGUGGAGGUGGAGGCUAGCUGGCCAGGAGUCUGAAGAUGGAUACAACAUUGUUGCUCGUAAUUGUUGCUCUGAGCUUCCUCACCCUCCUCACUCCAUCCACAUCUGACCAAAAGGGUGCUGAGUGGAGUAGCAGCAACAACUACCUGGAGUUGGGGCCUCCAGGCAGGAAGGUCGACGGGGAGAGGUUUGUCACCCAGAACAACAGUGUGGUGACAGGCCAAGUGGGCGCCUCAGUCAUUCUUCACUGUAAGACGUCCAGUGCUACUGGAGGCCAGGUGUCGUGGGUGAGGAAGAGAGACUACCAGCUACUAACAGUGGGUAUCAAUUCACAUUCCAGCGAUGAUCGCUUUUCCAUGAACUACGUCCACUGGGUGAGUCAAAGUUAUUGA